AUGUGCUCAGGAUUUGGAAUCUUCGGAAUCAGUUGGGGAGACUUGCCGUCGUUGAAAGAGAAUGAUUCCGAGGAUAUGUUAGUAUACGGUAUACUUAACGACGCCUUCAACGGAGCCUCUGAAACGUCAUCACCGUCGUCGGACUUGAGCUGUCUCAGCGACUUUAACGACUUUUCGGCGGUUAAAAUGGAACGUUCGGAGAAUGUCGCAGCGGAGACGGAGAAUCCGACGGCGGUGGCGGCAGAGGCAAAUGGAAAGCAUUACAGAGGGGUGAGACAGAGGCCGUGGGGGAAGUUCGCGGCAGAGAUACGUGAUCCGGCGAGAAAAGGAGCGAGGGUUUGGUUAGGGACGUUUGAGACGGCGGAAGAUGCAGCUUUGGCUUACGAUAGAGCUGCUUUUAAGAUGCGUGGUUCCCGCGCUUUGUUGAAUUUUCCGUUGAGAAUCAAUUCCGGUGAACCCGACCCGUAAGGAUCUAGUCGAAGAGGUAUUAGUCCUCUUCUGGAAACGGGAAACCGAAGUGGAGGAGAAAAACAGAGAAGGUCUCGUCAGAGUUGUCGCAGGUGAAGUGCGAGGUUGAAUAGGAGACACGUGUCAGUCACUUGUUUGGUACCGUUAGUUUGAUGUGUAUUUUAUAGUUUGAAAGUAAAGUGUUCCUUUUGUAAAUUAUCUGAUACAUGAUGGCUGUAACUGGAAAUAUAUUUUAUGAAUACUCCGAAUGAAAGGAAUUAGAAAAAUUGGAUGUAAACGUUGAAAUGGGAGCAGUUACAAAAUGGAAUGAGUAA
Raphanus sativus (radish) is the source of this 782-nucleotide messenger RNA. Its product is annotated as ethylene-responsive transcription factor 1A-like. Gene Ontology annotation, molecular function: DNA-binding transcription factor activity; DNA binding. Bases 1 to 468 code for a protein of 155 amino acids. The record is from RefSeq and is a predicted model, not a curated record. The transcript has 2 exons. Lineage: Eukaryota; Viridiplantae; Streptophyta; Magnoliopsida; Brassicales; Brassicaceae. Gene Ontology annotation, biological process: ethylene-activated signaling pathway; regulation of DNA-templated transcription.